CGGCCACACGUGGUUUGAGGCAGCACAGCGUACGCACGCAGACUCGGGUAGCGCUUCAGAAAUGGCGGCUGAUGGAGGCAGUUCUUCGCUGCAGCUACCCUGCGUUUUUUCACCCAAAUCACGACAGUACUUAGCGGUGUGUGCUCAGGACGGCAGACUUCGCAUUUGGAACACAGAUAGUAAAACACUUCAUCAAGAAUAUGUGCCUUCAGCUCAUUUGAGUGCCACUUGUGUGUGCAUAGCUUGGGGACCAUGCCGGACAGUCAAGGAGGGACCUCAGAGGAAGAAGAGGAAAUCGGAGGCAGUGCAGGUGGAGGAGAAGGCGGACCUGCUGGCGAUGGGCACAGCGGCCGGCACUGUGCUCAUCUACAGUACAGCAAAAGGAGCCCUGCACUGUACCUUGGAUGGAGGCCACAGUGGAGGAGUGAACUGUGUCCAGUGGCACCCUGAAGACAGCUUAUUAUACAGCGGCUCUGAUGACACCUACAUUGUGGAGUGGGACCUGCAGACAGGCAAGACACGGAGUAAGUGGAAGGCAGACCGUGCUGCAGUGACCAGUUUGUGUGUGAGCCCUGAUGGUAAACUGCUGCUUUCAGCUGGACAGACCAUCAAGAUGUGGGACUUGGACACCAAGGAGAUUUACAGGAAAUUCACAGGCCACUCCACGGCAGUGACGACCCUUCGCUUUGCCACCACGCGGCCUCCUGACAGCAACGGCCUCUAUUUCCUGUCAGGCGCUGCACACGAUCGACUGCUCAGUGUUUGGCAAGUACGAGAAGAUGGGAAGGACAAGAAUUCAGUGGUGUCCUUCACACUGACGGACGAGCCACGACACAUCGACCUCGUCGCAUCCAACAGCAAGGAAGAGGCGGUGAGGCUGGCAGUAGUGUGUAAAGAUGGGCAGCUGCAUCUCUUUGAGCACUUUUUAAAUGGGCCCUGUAAGAAGCCCUUGUCACCUUCGUGUACGGUGCAGAUGUCAGACACAAAGGAGUCCCCGAUGCCAAUCCCCCUGCUGGCAGCCGCGCUCGGAGCCGACACUCGGACCGUGCUGCUGGCCUAUGGCAACCACCUACAGCCAGUAAUGGAGAGAGCGGAGAUCAACACAGCAGAGAGGCAUGUGUGUUUGACCCGGGAUGUUCAGACUAGCUUGUCCCUUUCCAUCGAAACCACCGUUUCCAAGGUGAAAACUCCAGUAGUCAAAUCUAAGAGUAAAGUAUUGGUCCCAGGGCUUCCUGGUCACCAAGCCCCAGUUAAGGGAACCACAGAAAAGAGGAAAAAAGACGCGGACACCAAAGAGAUGUCAAUAGAAGAGCGACUUGGUGAAAUCGACCUGUCUACAGCCUCCAUUGAGAAAGGAGCUCCUAAAGGGACGGCCUCGUUACAGACGGAUAACUUUGCCGUCCUGCUGGUGCAGGGCCUGGAGAGCAGUGACGCCAGCAUCCUAAAUAAAGUUUUCCAGACUCGCAAAGAGAUGGUAAUAAAGAAGACAGUUGCUCGGUUACCUCUCCCUGCUGUCCUACCAUUGGUGGAAGAGCUCACAAAGAGGCUGCAGGGACAUCCUUUUACGGCCGUUCUGAUGGUACGAUGGCUCAAGGCUGUACUAAUGCACCACACAUCAUACCUAGCAUCGCUGCCAGACCUGGUUACCCAGCUGGGAGUCCUUUAUCACAUGAUUGAGAGCAGAGUGAAGAUCUUCCACAAGCUAACAAAGCUGCAUGGGAAGCUGUAUCUCUUAACAACACAGGUGGCGACAAAUGAUAGCAGCAACGCGGUUUCAGACGUUGACCACACAGCCAAGCUGGUGUAUGAAGAGGAAUCCUCUGAGGAUGAUGAGGCCUCUGGUGAUGAAGGUCUUCACGAUGACGACUCUGAUCACUGGGACGAGGACGAGGGGAUGGAGGAGACGAUGGAAGAGGACAAACGGGAGCAGUCGGAUGAUGACGACGACCCAGACAGUAGAACAGAAUCCAAAGCGAAUGGAGAUGAGGACAUGGAGCAUGAAAAUGAGAGCGAAGAAGAAUGAGAACAAAGAGGAAUGCCAAUCAUACACAAAAAGGACCCGAGAGAGUUAUAUAUAUACUUUGAUUUUAUUUUCAUGCUUUUGAUUUUAUUAUUAGACCAGAAAGAGGUUUUACAAACUCAAGGGACACGUUGAAGCGUGGCCAGAUGGGCCCUCUGCCUCGCCACAACUCUGUUCAGCCACAAGGUCGGUGAUGACAAGAUCACUGUCUUUUCCCAGUCUGAGCAACGUACUGCAAAACUUAUACUGAAGCAAGUUCUCCUUCUGCUACGUCUGUCUGCAUCCCAGCUCUGCUGCUGGAUGUGUUUGCGUUGACUUUGGUGAUGUUCAGUUUGCCUACACUGCACUCUGCAUUCCAAAUCUUAUGUCAUAAUGUAAUAAAUAGUAGCGGAGUAUAUUUUCUGUAUGUCCAGCUUAACGGUAGGCAAUACAGCACUCUGUGAUUGAUUUAUUCUAACUCGACUCUGUAGGCCAUCUGGAACACUGGUCGUUGCUCAGCGGAGCACACAGAUGCAAACAGAGCGUAGGAGUGGAGUUUGGAUGCAGUCCCUGCCCUCAGCUGUUUGUUGUACAGAAUACCAGAGGUGGGAUUGCCAGGCAAGACCAUACAUCAUGUUCCCCAUACAAUGUAAAUCUGUAUGUACAGUGAAGUGUUUGUAUGAGCUCUUCCCUCUACAGCUAUCCCCAGAAAUCCUUGGGAUUAAAUGAACUCCUGUAAAGUCUCCCGAAUGCGGUUUCUUUAUUUUCCACCCUUUUCUCCGUUCAGAUUCGUCGCAGCCCUCUUGUUUUAACUGUGUGUUUAGUUUUUGGGCAUGUCCUGGUGUCCACUGCCUUCAACCCAUUGUCACUUGGAAAACUGAGUAAAAGAAAUUGUGAACUUUUCUCAAACAGGUGAAUAAAUGGGUUUUCAAAAUGA
Mugil cephalus (flathead mullet) is the source of this 2936-nucleotide messenger RNA. RefSeq names its product WD repeat domain 43 (gene wdr43). The coding region runs from base 62 to 2023 and encodes 653 amino acids. Lineage: Eukaryota; Metazoa; Chordata; Actinopteri; Mugiliformes; Mugilidae. The transcript has 18 exons. Gene Ontology annotation, molecular function: protein binding. The record is from RefSeq and is a predicted model, not a curated record. Gene Ontology annotation, cellular component: nucleolus. Gene Ontology annotation, biological process: maturation of SSU-rRNA from tricistronic rRNA transcript (SSU-rRNA, 5.8S rRNA, LSU-rRNA).